This is a messenger RNA of Oppiella nova, 375 nucleotides long. NCBI's taxonomy places the organism in Eukaryota, Metazoa, Arthropoda, Arachnida, Sarcoptiformes, Oppiidae. The record is from the annotation of a GenBank genome assembly.
AUGUCGUCAUCAUUGCUGCAGAAGCCGAAGAGUGAGAUGAGUCCGGAGGAGUUGGCGCGAAGGGAGGAGGAGGAGUUCAACACCGGACCCCUGUCUGUGUUGACACAGUCCGUCAAAAACAACACUCAGGUUCUCAUCAAUUGUCGCAAUAAUCGCAAACUCUUGGGACGCGUGAAGGCCUUCGACAGACACCUCAAUAUGAUCUUAGAGUCCGUGAAGGAGAUGUGGACCGAACUGCCGAAGGCUGGCAAGGGAUCCAAGAAGAAGGCGAAGCCCGUCAACAAAGACCGAUACAUCUCGAAGAUGUUUCUGAGGGGCGACUCUGUCAUACUCGUCCUCAAGAACCCACUCGCGCUCACUGAACCCAAACGCUGA